GACAGACGGACGGACACUCUUCAUCACCUUCUCCUCAGAGCAUCCAGCUGGGGGACAGAUGAUUGGACGCUUUCUUCCCGGACACAAAGUUGUGUGUGUUGGAGUCCUGUGCUAUGAUCUGAUUGGCUGAUUGAUUUGAACAUCCUACUCAUGAAUUCUCAUCAUCGUUACCAUAGUGACUGGCGACCUUGGUGGCAGCAGCGAUUUCCACUAGAUGUUUUGAGACUUUAGACCCCGUUGAAUAAAAAGAGGCUAAAGGUUGUUGCCAUAGUGACCAGGAUGCAGGUGUCCAUUGCAUGUAACGUGGGUGGGGGUGGGGGCGGCGGCGUGAGCGAGCACCCCCUGAAGGAGCGGAGGGCAGCGGCAGCCAACACCAGCAGCGCCCCCAUCUGUCAGUCAAAGGUCAGGUCAGAGUCAUCAGGCAGACACACCCUGCUAGGCCACGCCCACAUGAAGGAGGCCCUUGGUCGUCAUAGCAACAUGAAGUACAGGAAUCUUGGGAAAUCUGGACUAAGAGUGUCCUGCUUAGGACUGGGAACAUGGGUGACAUUUGGUUCUCAGAUCUCUGACGAGAUGGCGGAGAGAGUGAUGACAGUGGCGUACGACAGUGGAGUGAACCUGUUCGACACAGCGGAGGUCUACGCCUCAGGCAGGGCGGAGACGACUCUGGGAAACAUCCUGAAGAAGAAAGGAUGGAGGAGGUCCAGUUAUGUGGUGACCACAAAGAUCUACUGGGGGGGACAGGCAGAGACAGAGAGAGGGUUGUCACGGAAACACAUCAUUGAAGGUCUGCGUGGUUCUCUAUCCAGGUUACAGUUGGACUAUGUUGAUAUUGUCUUCGCCAACAGGAGUGACCUCAACGCACCGAUGGAGGAGGUUGUCCGUGCGAUGACCUUUGUAAUCGAUCAGGGUUUGGCGAUGUACUGGGGAACGUCUCGCUGGAACGCUGUGGAGAUCAUGGAGGCGUACUCUAUAGCGAGACAGUUUAACCUGGUCCCUCCAGUGUGUGAACAGGCUGAAUAUCACUACUUCCAGAGAGACAAGGUGGAGCUGCACCUGCCGGAGCUCUACCAUAAGAUAGGGGUCGGAGCCAUGACCUGGUCCCCGUUAGCCUGCGGCCUGUUGACGGGCAAAUACAAUGAGGGCGUCCCUGAGAGUUCUCGAGCCGCCAUGAAGGGUUAUGCGUGGCUGAAGGAGCGUCUCUGCAGUGAUGAAGGAAAGAAGCAGCUCAGCAAAAUUAAAGACCUUCACCUGCUGGCCGUCAGACUGAACUGCACUCCUGCUCAACUCGCUAUAGCGUGGUGUCUCCGCAGUGAAGGCGUCAGCUCGGUUCUCCUCGGAGUUUCCAACACGGAACAGCUGCUGGAGAACCUCGGUUCUAUCAGGGUUCUGUCCCAGCUGACUCCACCCCUUGUUACAGAGAUGGAUGUGUUGCUCGGCAACAAGCCCCGUAACCCCAAGAAGGAAGUGAGGAGCUGAGGACGUCGCUCUUUAAAAAAAAAACCUGAUGGAGACGACUUCUUCAUGGAUGGAGGCGACCACCUCGCCGUUGUCAUGGAGACAGGGAGAUUUCUUCGUCCAAUGAGAGACUUCAGUUCAGAUACUGAGAAAUAUUUAUUCUUGUUUAAAGUGAUGUGUCCAGCUGUUUAACAAUUUUAUCAAUAAUCCAAAA
Paralichthys olivaceus (Japanese flounder) is the source of this 1672-nucleotide messenger RNA. Its product is annotated as voltage-gated potassium channel subunit beta-3-like. Gene Ontology annotation, cellular component: cytoplasm; membrane; voltage-gated potassium channel complex. The record is from RefSeq and is a predicted model, not a curated record. NCBI's taxonomy places the organism in Eukaryota, Metazoa, Chordata, Actinopteri, Pleuronectiformes, Paralichthyidae. Gene Ontology annotation, molecular function: potassium channel regulator activity; voltage-gated potassium channel activity; transmembrane transporter binding. Gene Ontology annotation, biological process: potassium ion transport; transmembrane transport; regulation of potassium ion transmembrane transport.